ACCUGGACUCAAGUUACGCACGACAGCUUGGUACCGUUUACAAACCGUGCACCUGCUGUACGUGAUUUCAACUCUCAAGAUGACGCCGACGUUUCAGUUUAAGUCGGCUACGUGAGUUUCGGGUUCUUAUAAAUAUCGGUCUAUGUUAGUGUGUUAAUUCUGUAGCUUGUCUUUUUUUAAUCGACUUGCAAAAUCAUGGACUCCGCUCUAAACUACGGCUGAGUGUACAAGGUGCGCUCAACGUGUUAGAGAAGCGACAGUGUGGGCGCUUAGCAGCACUCGGGAUCCUUGACUAGGUCUGCGAAGACUUCUGCACAAAAGACUUCGCCUGUUCCAGAAUUGUAAAAAAAAAAAAACCCUUGAGAAUGACAUUCGCAGUGGGAGGAAAAAUGGACUGGUUGUGUCAGCGAUGUCAUAGGGAAUCUGUUUCUCAGUCUUUCUUCCGUCCUGGAUUUUUAAUAUGUUUCAUGGGGAUGCUGUUGACUCUGGUGAUGUACCCAGCUUUGAAGACUCUGGGGAUACAGCUACACUCAGCACUAACAGGGAGCUACGUGUCAGGGCACCACUCUGUAGUCCUCAUCAACUGCCCCAAUGAGCAAGCUGCUAAGGACAUUGGCAGAGCCAUAAUGGAGAGGAGACUGGCCGCUUGUGUCAACAUUUUCCCCAAGAGCGUCACCUUGUACUUCUGGAAGGGGGAAAUCCAGGACGCCACAGAAAUCUUGCUGCUAGUGAAGACAAGAACGUCCAAAGUCCAGAAGCUUACAGACUUCGUGAAGUCUCUUCACCCGUACGAUGUUCCUGAGGUACUGAGCUUCCCUGUUGAAGAUGGGAGUCUGCCAUACAUGAAGUGGAUGGAUGAUGCUGUCCCAGACGACUGACUCGUGAACAGUCCUCUGACACAAUAACACACUGGAUUUGGAACACGGCGCUCGGGGUGUGACUGCUC
Megalops cyprinoides (Indo-Pacific tarpon) is the source of this 946-nucleotide messenger RNA. RefSeq names its product protein CutA homolog. Gene Ontology annotation, molecular function: copper ion binding. The transcript has 6 exons. The coding region runs from base 366 to 878 and encodes 170 amino acids. The record is from RefSeq and is a predicted model, not a curated record. Gene Ontology annotation, biological process: response to metal ion. Lineage: Eukaryota; Metazoa; Chordata; Actinopteri; Elopiformes; Megalopidae.